CUACAUCUGUGACCUACUGAAACCGUAUGCGCCCAAAGGAGUCAUCGAUCUGCACUCUCGAAAUGCUGUUGAUGUCCUCUUGUCGUUGGUUGAAACAAAGUAUGGAGCCAAAGAUGACAUUUUCACAAUCCUUGCAAGCAGCAGUUUCUGGCAACUCGUCUUCAAGGCAGAAGGGCAGAUGGUCUCAGAACUGCACAACAACAAGGUAUACAAGGCAGUGGAAACCAAACUGAGCUGUAUCGAGCAUGAGUUCUUAAACAAGAAAGUCACUGUUAGGUUGAUCAACAAGCUUGAACAGUCGGGAGCUCGCGGUACCUUGGCACAACUUUGCAAGGUUGCAAAUACGGGUGCCGACUUUGCAGAGAAUAAGGAUCAGACAUUCAAAGAACCUCUGGAAAUUCUUCAAUUCCAUCAACAAGUCCUUCACCAACUGGAAACAUUCUUGGUUUUUUGCGGUAAGUUUACAACGAUUCUGAGUGGAAAGGACCUGGAGAUGAUGAGAAAAGAACUUUCCACACGAAGGCAACAUAUUGAUGUACACAGUCAAACAUGUUUGAUGAGUCUUGUUGAUCCCGGAUACUGGGGGUUCUUAACACCUCUCCUGGAAACUGCAAAAGACACUUUGAAGAUAUCAGAUUCAACUGUGUUCUUUAACAUUUGCAAUUCUUGUGUUGAGAACAUCCAAACAACACAGCUCGGCAGUGCCCCUCUUACAGCUCAAGAUUCUUCCUCAGAUAAUGACUUGGAAGUAGAUGUAGUAUCUGAUGCAGAGGAUGAAGAUCAGCUCGAAGACGAACCUGAAUCGAUGUCUCUGAAACUUGAUGAGUUCUCUGAGUUAGUUUCAUCAAAAUGUCUGCCUGCGUAUUAUGAACUUCGUUCGGAUAUUGACGCAGGGUGUAAGACCAUGACAGUUUGUAACAUGAAAAUCUUGUUUGAUGGAGUUAUCAAGACUGAGGUACUCAACCGAGAGCUUGAAAUCAUGCAGAUUCAUAAAAGUAACUCAAAACAAUCAUUGGACUACCUAAAGAGUUGGAUUAACCUGGAAGAUUUUGUGGAGUAUUCAAAACAAUUGCGGUCUCUGUUCAAGACGUUUGAAGUACCUGACCAGAAAGCUGGUGACCUUCUGACUAAUGUUGAGCUCUUGCUCAAUAUCUUUGACUCUGACAAUGAUGAGAAGACGCUUCGAGAAGUUCAUAUGGCAGUAAAGUCAAUUGAAGAUGUGAAAAAGAAGUUUAAUGAUGAGGAUUGGUGCACAAUGCAUGAGCUAGUUCACUCAAAAGACUUGAUUCAGUUCCUGAAGCCAAUCAUUGACGAUGACCUAAGAAAUCUCACAGACGCAGUGGAGGAGAGGUCUGAUUCUUUAGUCAACGAGUCCACUGUGUCAGAUCUUAUAGAAGUACAGCGGUACAUGGGAUCCUUUCUGAGAAUUGAAGUCAUAGACACACCGAAGAAGCUUAUCGAUGCCAUAGCCAAGAGUAAACAACUAGAAAUCAAGAAUGUGUCUGAAAAGAUCAGAACAUGCAAUGAACAUUUCCAUGCCCUGAAGAAUCUGUACAACAACAUUGCUCAGCGAGGAGAGAUGACAAAGAAAAUAAUCAGAAAUGCCCUUGACAAGGGCUCGUACGAAUUCGUCUUGAGCAAAGAUGGGGAGUUGUGCAAGGUGUCUAUGAGCUACACAAGGGAUGAUGAAACCUCUGCCACAUACGAGCAAGAUGAGCUGAAUGAUUUACGAAGUCGAGCGCUUCUCAUGGUGAACUCAAGAAUGUCUUAUCAGCCUGAAAGAAGAGAAGGGAGUAAAGAUGAUGGUCGUUUGUCAAAAAAUCUUCAGGAAUUUGUACAGUGCAUAGAUGAGGUGAAUGAAAUUGUUAAGCUCUGUUCUCGGCUUGCUAAUUCUGGUCAUUACCACUUCAGACAAUUCCAUGAUAGUGUCAGAGAUCUGGAGAGUCUCCUCUCACUGAAAGGCCGCUUGAAAAGAGAAGAUUCCAACUGGAGGGUCAUUCUGGAGGAUGCAAGGGGCGAGUUCUACUUCUUGAAUUUCUUCCAUGCGAAACAACUAUGGCUGCUAGAUCAGUUCUUUAGAGGAGAAGUUGAUGCCAGGAGGGAAGUUGUAAAUCUCUUCCACUAUGUCAACCCUGACAUCUGUGUGGACAUCAACUUGAGAAAGUGUUAUGAAUCACUAGAUGACACUGAGGAUUUGAGGAUGCGUGUUUUCCAGAUUGGUGCAGCUCUCCAGGAAGUCUUUUCAGGAGAGGUGUCGCAGGUUCGAGACAUUGUGUGUCUGAAACCUCAUCAAAAGGCAACUGUCGAAACAACUGUCCAACGUGGAACUGUGUUUGUAGCAGAGUUAGACCCAGACAGCACUAACUCUAUUCCAGUGCUCAUGACACUGCUAAGGAACACAACUGGAAAGUACCCCCAGCCAAAUCAUGUGCUUUUCUGCCAUUCGGAAACCACAUGGGAGGAGGUGUACCUUUUAUUACAGAGGUGUCGCAAAGCAUCUACAAUGCCACAAAAUGAUCUGUAUGCACUAAUAAAUGUUGAACAGCUGACAACAGAGAUCCAAUUUAUGCUGGUAGAUGAGGUGAGGAGAAUUCAGGAAGAGGAAUGUUCUUUCCUGUUGGCCAUAAUUUGUCGUGGGGGUUGUCAUCACCACAUUAUUGAUCAAUUUUCUCCGCAUUACACUCACAGAAUACAAGGAAUGACAUCCAAUGAAAUGCAAGACUGUCUUGAGCAGGGUUGGCCAGAUGUUGAAGUAAUCACUUCUGAGGUUCCUGGGCUUGGAAAAUCGGAGUACAUAUCUUGCAGAGCAUCAGAUAAGGGGAAAAGUUGUCAUUUAUUACCGAUGGGAGGACCACAGACAAAGAUUGAUCUCGUCCGUCAGUUGUUGCAGAGGCCUCCAUCAGAGUUUCAACUGCUUCACAUUGACAUAAGAACAACAUCCGACCCAAGCUUGAUCGAUUCCUUCAUUUUUGAGCUUUUGGUGGUUGGCAUGGUGGUUGCAGGAACCUAUUUGUGUGAGUUAAAUGUGAGUGACAUCUUGAUUGAAAUUGCAAACACUCAACAGAAUAGCCUUAGCGACUCGCUCACAAACUGCUGUAACUUUAAAAGACGUCACAUUGAAUGGGACAACUAUGAGAGUUUCCUGGUGAGUGAGGAGGUUAACAGCCCGGUGCAAGUUGUGUGCAGCUACUUAAAAGCAGUGAAUGAUGGAUCACUUGAUGCAAAGCAGAUAACCUUUUCCAGUUCAUCAAAGGGAUCACUGCUCCCAGAGGAUAAGUGCAGGCAUCUCUUAAGAACCCACUUCUCUCCAACAUCCAAGAUGGCGUUUACUACUGUUAAUAUGUUCCUGAAUGUAUUAGCUACAGAGCUGAAGAAACUGUCAGCCUCUCAUUACUUCACUGAAGACGCUCUGCGCGCUAUGCUUGGGAAAGAUGUACAUUGUGUUCGAUCGGACCUGUUCAAAGCACUUGAUGCUGUCGCUCAAGAAUUUUCAUCUCGCUCUGUAGAGACCGGUGGUACACAGUCAACGACUGGUAGAGACGCAGCAGAAGCUUUGAAUGAACAUAAUCAAGGUCCAUCAGUUACUGCGAAGAAAAUGGUGGCACGUGUGAAAGGCAUGGUGCAGUGGGCAGACAGUAAUCACCUCAUGGUAGUCUUCAACCAGCAAGACACUCAAACAUUGUCAACUCUCUAUCGUCUCUUAAGUCAGGUCCCCAAAAGUGUAAAGAAUCUGUUCGAACAGCAACUUGACAAAAAGCUACCCGACUACCAGGAAAUGUUACAAGAACAACUUCAAACAGUCCUGGAGAAAAUCUGUCGAAACACUAGAGAUCCAUUUCAAAGGAGCAAACUUGGCCAUUUGGACAAAGGGUAUGCACUGACUCCAGAUAACUUAAUGAAGAUGGUCUUGAUUCAUAUGAGGAUUAAGUCUCGGAUCCCAGUUGUCAUCAUGGGUGAGACUGGAUGUGGGAAGACAACUCUGAUUACGUAUCUUGCACGUGUUUGCGAGGUACCUUUCUAUGUACUCAAUUUUCAUGCAGGAAUUGAAGUUGAUACCAUCAUUGACUUCAUCCAUAGCAAGAAGAAAGAAGCCGAAGAAAAUCUUGAUGGCCAAAUAUGGUGCUUCCUUGAUGAAAUCAAUACCUGUGAUCACCUAGGACUUCUGAGUGAAGUUAUUUGCCACCAAAGUUGUCGUGGGGAACCGUUGCCAAUCAACCUUGUUUUUCUGGCAGCAUGUAACCCAUACUCAUUGCGCCAGGGAGACAUCCAGACUGCCGGAUUAACCGAUAAACUUGUCACUGAUGAGCAGUCAAAGUUGGUGUACAGAGUAAACCCCCUGCCAGAGGCAUUGAUGGACUAUGUGUGGGACUAUGGUGCUCUGGAUGCAAAAGAUGAAAAAGCGUACACUGAGAGAAUGAUCAAGGGUAAUAUCAGUGAUGAUUUAGUGCCUCUUUUUGUGGAGCUUUUGAUAAUGUCACAGGAGUUCAUAAAAAACACUAUGAAGAACAAUUACAGUGUAAGCCUGCGAGAUGUCAAUAGGUGCAAAUAUCUUGCCCGUUGGAUGACUGGUAUGCUGAAGGAAAAAAAGCUUGCCAAAGUCAAGCACCACAACAAGUGUGAUCAAGAAUAUGAAAUUAGGGCGAUAGUUCUCGCCCUGGCACACUGCUACCAUUCUCGGUUAACAACAGCUGAUGACCGGAAAAUGUACAGAGAGGAGAUGUCCAAAAUCUUCAAAGGGAAGAAUUAUACUGAAUUUUCUGAAGGACACAUUGAAGAGGUGAUCAAAGGCGAACAACUUGACAUUCUCAACCGAAUGGAAUUGGAGGAGGGAAUUGCUAAAAAUGAGGCACUGCGAGAGAACGUGUUCGUUGUCCUUAUUUCUAUUCUUAACAGGAUCCCUGUGUUUCUGGUUGGGAAACCGGGAUGCAGCAAGUCACUGUCAAUGCAGCUCAUUCGCAGUAAUCUGAGAGGACCCGACUCAAAGGACAAAUACUUCAAGAAACUACCUGCUGUCUAUGUCGUCUCCUACCAGGGAUCAGAAUCGUCAACGUCAGAAGGAAUCAUCAAAGUCUUUGAGAAGGCAAAGCGCUACAAGGAGCACAAUCCAGAUAUCAUACCGGUCGUCCUCCUAGAUGAGAUAGGUCUGGCAGAGAACUCCUCCUUCAACCCGCUCAAGGUUCUUCACAGCUUGUUAGAGCCAAGCACAGGUGAUUUUCCUGAGAUGGCAGUUGUUGGGAUAUCAAACUGGGCACUGGAUGCUGCAAAGAUGAAUCGAGCUGUACAUCUAUCCCGACCAGAACCAAAUGAAGAUGAUCUGUUUGAAACAGCAAAGUCCAUUCGAGAUGAGAACGCAAAACGGAACGGAAGCAAGACUAACAGCAAACAGAAAGAAGAGAAUAACUUGCUGCUGAAGAAACUAGCUGAGGCUUACCACUCUCACCAUCAGUCCCAGGCACGUAAGAACUUCCAUGGUUUAAGAGAUUACUAUUCACUUAUCAAGAGUAUCGCCUUGUCCUCAUCACAACAAGACGCAGCCAAUUCCUUGGAGAUUGGUCUUCUUCGAAACUUUGGAGGAAAUCAAAAAGCUAUGACAGGUAUAAUGAACAACUUUAUGGAUACAAUGGAUGUUGACCAAAAUCCUGAUUCAAGACCAACGACCAUUAAGCUGAUAGAAGACAAUCUGGAGGAUAGGUUUGCCCGCCACCUGAUGCUAAUAACAAGUGGAGAUUCUGCAUUAAGCAUCAUUGAGGAAGUAUUAAGUAAGAUGAAGAAAAGGUACAUAUCCCUUCUUGGAAGUCGGUUUGAUGAUGACCUCUCUGAGGAAUACAAUUAUCGUAUCCUGAGUGAGAUCAUUCUUUGCAUGGAAGAAGGUUACAUCCUUGUGUUGCGAGACCUGGAUAACGUGUACAGUAGUCUCUAUGACAUGCUGAAUCAGAACUACACCAUCGUUGGUAAGAAGCGGCAUUGUCGUGUAGCUCUGGGUGCUUACAGUAAUCCGAUGUGUCAGGUUCAUCAAGAUUUCAGGUGCAUUGUUGUUAUAGACCAGCAGAAUGUUGACUACUCUGAUCCACCAUUGUUGAACAGAUUUGAGAAGCAAACACUCACAUUCAUGGAUGUUGUGAAUGAUCAACAAAAGGCUGUCAUUGCUUCACUGCGGAAGUGGGUUGAAGACAUCUCAACAAUUCCCAACAUGCAGUUUACUCCAAAGCAAGCAUUCUUGGGCUACCACAAUGAUACCCUCCCCUCAAUCGUGUUUUCCCAAUGUCGAGAUGUAAAGCCCGAAGAUAUGGAAGUGGAUCAAAUUGUACAUCUGUGUAAAAAUGAUCUUGUAAAAAUUGCUCCACCCGAUGCAGUUCUAAGGUCAUCAAAGUCAAACCUUGCCGUGGAUGAAGUAGUCAGCUUCCAGGACCAGUAUCUCAAACUCCCAGUAAAUGGUGGUUUAAGGCAUUAUUUGAGGUUGUUACUUUCCCAUGAGGUGAAAGACAUGGAACAGGCAGCACUUAUUGAUGAAUCUCUGCAUGACAACCCAUUGAAGUUGAUUGUGUAUACCUUCAGCAGCAUUCACACUGAUCUUCGUUCUUGUCUGGCAGACAUGCCAGACAUGCCAAGUUUCCAGGUAGAGAAACUGAGCAAGUUCAAGUCAGAACGACAACUGAAUGCGGCACUCCAACAAUUCAAUGACAGCAAGGAUGAAUUGUUUAUCCUUCAAUGUAAGACAUCUCUAGAUGCAAAGCAUAUGCUUCUUGCUAAAUGCCUCAUAGACCGGUGGAUGGCCAAGUACAAGACGGACGAAAUGUAUGGAGGAGUCAAACAUGCUUGCAUAAUUGUUCAUGUAGAACGAGAUCAAGAAGGGAUGACAUCAAGUUUUCCUUGGCAGUUUAACUUCCUGUGCGGCUGGCAACAAGUCACAUUAGAUGUACUGGAGGAACCAGAUCUUCAGAUUGAAGAAAUCAUUAAGAUGUCAAUAGAAGACAUUUGUGCCAAGACACUUGAUAUUGGUAAUGUCAUUAAGGACAAACUACUUUGGUGUUUCUCAUGUAUCUUAUAUACUGAUCAGUCUAAAGAUGUCAAAGAAAUUCUCGAGUUGAUCAGACGAAUCACCGAGUCUCCGCAGCUCAUUGACUGUUUCCGCAGAACGGUUUUACAGGACAUCCAGAAAGAUGGAGUUGUUGAUGAAUCUGGAAUUAACAAGGGAGCAUGGCAGGUUUCUGUUGCAUGUGAACAUGAGUUGCUUGUUGAAUGUUCUAGCUUCAACUAUGCCCUUGUGGAGCACGUGAAACGCAAAAUUGGACAGCCACUCUUCAAGAUUGUGUUCUUUUUGGAGAGACACAAUGCUUGGAACAGCUUCUUCAGUCAGGCUCAACAAAAAGGCGUUUGGAAAACAAUGUUCUGUAAUCCCUUGAUCUUCGAUGUUCGAUCACACGCACUUCCUGACCCAAAUGGGGUAGAAUCUUGCCCAAUACAUAGAACACUUCCGCUGCUGGAAUUUCCUUUCUUCAGCAAGCUGUAUGACAUCAUUGAAGAACAUCUGAAAUGCUUGACGGCAGAUGCAAGGGAAAAAAUGAUUGCAGAACAUCCCUAUAUUGAUGAUGCCGAGAUGGCUACAAAGUUGACACAAGUCUUACAUGACAGACUACCCGAAGCAAUCAAGUAUGAUUUGGCACAGCAUGUUGAUGAUGAGUUUAUGGAAGAGCAUCUUGACGUGUAUCUGAACGAUCUGUGUAAUGUUUUCUCAGUUGACUGCGUGAGCCAAAUGUCUCAAGAAGCUCGUGUUCAUGCUACCAGGUUGCUUCUCAAAUUGCAGGAUUCUGCAUUAGUGGAGGGUCUGUCAACAAUCGAACAACUGUCUUAUUGGCAUAUUUCUCUUAGAAUGAAGUCUGACCUAGUGGCCGCCGAGCUUCAGCUUCUGCACAUGUACCACGUGACAACAGGGAACGAUUGUGUGCAGUUACUGGGAGUAAUAACAGACUCCGUAGACAGUCAAGAUGUGAAACCAUGUUCUGAUGAUGAAAAGAGUAUUGCCUCUACUGAGGAUUUUUUGGAUGCUAGUGAGGUUUUAGUGUCUGAACUUGAGGAAGAUUUGGAACAUGACCAAGUUUCAGAAGCCUCAUCCUUUCUAUCAGCUUUUGAAAGUCACUACAGUGACGGUUCAGUCACAUCAGAUGAAGCUGAAGGACGUCGAGACAUCCCACUGAAGUUCACUCUAGUUUCUCACGUUUGCAAAUCUCUACUGCCAACCGAUGUUCUCUUGGAACGUUGCCAAAGUCAGAAUAUUUGGGUGAGACGCAUCAACAAUAUUCUGUUGCUAGCAGCUAGCAUUGAGGUGAGACCACAGGAGCUCCGUUACCUUCAUCUUUGCAAAGACUUUGUCAACUUGCUUGCCGUGCCCAAAAAUCUUCCAAAUGACAAAUUGGCUACACUUGGUGAGCUCAUUGCUGACAUUGAUGACAACACUCUUGACUGUGAAAGGGUCUUGGAGUUUCUAUCAGAGAUCAUACAGGAGGUUUCCAAUAAAGAGGCUGAAGAAUCCAUGCAGCAACUGUUUCUGACGAAGUAUUUUGGACGCUGUCUAGAAUCCAACAUUGACACCCCCUUGCUUAAUGAUAUUUUGAGACUGCUUAUCACUGGAAAAGGGGAACUCAUUGAAGGCUCACGACUAGUCUUGUGCCCUGUCAUUCUUGCUGAAAUUGAGGGCAGAGAGCAUCAGUCUGUUUAUACAAAAGUCAUCCAUGAAGGUGUGAAUCCUAACGACUUAUCAGAUAAUCUGGUUACUUUAGACCAGUUGCUUUCGGAACUCCCGUCUGGAGAAAACCACCUAUUUGCAGUUCUCUGUUGUGAUUUGAUUGAGGAGAAUGGUUUUCAUGACCUUACAGCUUUGCGAUUGAUGUCUGGUGGUUCUUCUUCACAUGUGGUGACUGCAAUGAAAGCAUGUCGAUUACUUGAAAAAGCAGAUAAAUGUUCUCUUCAACUUGUCUGUGGUUUGGCGUUCUUGAACAAGCUAUUCCGUGUUUUCGCAGAGUACCUGAUCGACAAUGGUGACACAUUUCCUGAGACGGAUGAAGACUUUGAACUCCUGAAGCACAUUCGUGAUGUGGUGGGUUCCUUGAAAACGUGUAACAGAGAUGUUAAUGCCCAACUAUGGAUCCUGAGGUACCUAUCACAGCAAGACAGCAUUAAUGAUCUGCACAAACUGAUGUCAAGUUUAAGCAGGAAAGUAGAUUUCCUUAAAGGGAUUAGUGUGACUGAUAUAUGCUCCAGCUCUGGCAUUGGCUUCAAUCCUGUGAGCUACAUGGACGUGGGAGGAGAGAUUACCAAGGCCUUGGCAGAUUUGCAGCUGAAUAACAGAAGGGAUGGCAUGAAAGCUGUGAUGGCCAGUCUGAAAUCCACUCCAAAACAACGUGUUGCAUUCAUGGUUGUCCUUGCAGAUUAUUAUUACUUUGCUGGUCAAACAAAAGAUCUUUCGGACUCUAAAAAGUCUCAAACUAAAUGGAUUGUCAAGGAAAUUGAGAAAGUAAGUCUUGACAAAACACCAUGGUGGCAACUCCUGAAGGUUGUCUUAGGAUUGUCUGAUUUCAGGGGAAGAAUGCUACUAUCAAAGCAGUCCAAGGUCAGUGAUGUGAGGCUAGCCUCUGUGCUGCUGCAUAUAUCUGCAGUUGCUGUUGGUAAUCAUUCAGCAGGUCACCAAAUGCGGAACUUCUUGCAGUUUCUCUGUCCAUCUGAAGAACUAAAGGACUUGCAUUUCCCUGGUGCAGCAACAUCAUCCUGGAAAGCAAAUCAACAGGCAAGAUCAGCCAUUUGCAAAUGUAGUCAACUGUUGGUACAGAGCCUGGAGCAGGAUUCACAUAGGGUGAAAUGUCCAACUUGUGGCAGAAAGAUCAACUGGCCAGUCUUGCUGGGAUCUGAUGAUGAGGAAGAGUAUCAAACCGCUAAUGGAUAUAAGUAUCCUCCAGUUGAAUCCUGGGAAAACCUGGAACAAACGGGCAACAUCUCCAUCUUAUCUAGAUUCAUCAUCGACUUCUUGGUCCAUGGAUGUUUGUUCAUUGCAUCCCAACUAUCCCCAGCAGAGUCCAAUGGGCUUUAUGUAUGCACUGCUGCUAAGCUUGAGAUGAGAUUGACAAAGCUCUGGGAUACAAUGCCAGUGAUUCUGAGGGCUGGUCGUCAAGACACAUGUGUGCUUCUUCAUUGUAUCAUUAAGGAAAUCAGCCCGAUGCUCACAGAUACACAGUACACAUUUGUUUCAGCUGCAGAUCGGGACCAGCAGGAGAUUGAGAUAGACAAAGUAGUUCAAAAGAUACUGUGGAAUUCCACACAUUUCAGGAAACAGUUUCUGCAAGAUUCCUUUGAAGCGUUUGGUACACCAGUUGAUAAAUCAAUGCAGCAUCAACUACAGGAGUUGGACAGUAUUGAUGGAGACACAUGCAAGCUGUUAUCAAGAUCCAUGCGUCAAAAACGUCAGCCAUCUCUUGAAGAUCUCAAGGCAUGCUUCUGUGAUAGAAGCAAGAAUGCAGAGCGCUUUCCUUUCCUUCAUCUAGUCUUGUCACAAUAUAAUGCCUUGAAGUACGUUUGUCAUCUACCUGCUUUGCUUGAUUGGAACAAACUAGUAAGUGCUCAACUUAGUCAGCAGCGCGAAAAACGCAGUUAUGCCAAUCGACCAGUCAGCUCUUUGAUUGAGGUUUUUCCAAGUAUGUCUGUUCCCUGGACAGCCUUCAGAGAUGCAGCCAAAGAAGUUUGUGAUGGAUGGACUGAACUUACUGGUGAAACUACGAAGCCUGAUUAUAUCACCAAGGACUCCGAGAUCAUAAAGUGCCUGAUGCCAACAGGGAAAGAGCAGAACACCCUCAAGCAAAUGAUAAAGACUCUACAAGAAGUACAAAACAAAUUCUUGACAAAGGCUCUUGAGAUUGCUGUUACGAAAGAGUGUCCUGCAAUUAGCUUUCUUAUUAAAGAAAACCACAUUGCUGCUCUCCAAACAAAGCCUCUCGAUCAAGUAGGGAAGAAGGACAUCAUAACCAAUCCCUGGAAUGAUCAGUGUCUUUGCUAUCACGACAUCAAUACUGAGUACGGUCAUGGCACAGAGGUCACAUAUCAGUUAAACCAGAUUGAAAUGGACGUAGCUUUAACCACUGUAGUUAAUAAAAUGGUCCUAACAGAUGGCUGCGCAUUGGAAGGCUUUAUCUUUUCAGAUGAUCUCUAUCACUCUUCGACAGCCAUUCUUGAGGAAAUGGCAGCAAAAGUCAAACAGGAAACCUUGCCAAAGGAUAUUGUAAAUCUGGUCAAUCAAGGUGACAGAAGAAAGCAGGGCACUUUCACAAACGACCUGCUUCAGCAGUUAGAAGUUCUCAUGGGUUUAAUUAAGAGAACAAGUGGUGAACCAGAGGCUACUUUACAAGACUACAUCAGUAAAUGGAGUGCCAUCUUAACAAUUGAGUCACCAGAACUGUUUGCAUCCAUCAAGUUGAAACACAUAGUUUCUCUUUAUCAGCAAUUGGAGGUGCUGUUAGCAGCCGCUACUGUACAGACUUUAGGUGAAGAGUUUCAAACGAAGCUCCCUGUGAAAUCUGAGCAUGAGCUGGAGAGAUGUUGCAGUGAAAGACCCGGCGAUGCCCUCCUCCAGAUCAGAGACAUCCUGAAGAGGUUUGUUUUCCGCUACCUCAGGGCCCGGCAUAGCUUUCAACCAGACUGCAAGAAGAGACUGCGUGACCUGUUGAAGGACAUGAGUGGCCAUGAUCGUGUGAUGCCCCUGCUCCACAAGGAUCUACAACUGUGUCACAUUGUGAAACUUUUGGAGUUCUUCGAUAGAAAAAUCAAGCAAAAGGAAAAAGAUAAGUCGUCAACCAAGAUGAAGCGCAAAACCACGUCAAAGAGAGAAUCACAUGUGUUUGGUGCCUACUGAAGACACUAGGGUAAGGCUGCGAGACAGGAAUAGCAUGAAUGAUCUGCAGACAGCGUCCCACUCUCUUCGCCAACAGAUGACCAGAGUGAUGCAAGUCUACUGUCACAAAAACCAUUUCCUCAAACUUCGAGCCUCUGUAAAUAUAAAGAUCACUGAUUGCAAAUAUAAAUUCUCGUUUUAAACAUUGUAGAGAUAACUUGUUAAGUCUGAUAAAUACCACAUUAGUUUUAAGGACCCUUCUUUACGUAUAUGUACACUGUAAAUAGUUGAUACACACUAUACAAAGCCAUCUUAGAAAUAUCAUUUAAAAAAAUGAUUGAUGGGCUCUUUGGUAAAGUGGAUAUAGUAUAAGAUGAUGUGUUAUUCUUUCAUGUUGGACACAUCAAAUGACUCUGAUAACAUUAUUUUUGUGUGAGCUUUGACCACACACUCAACCUAUGUUUUGUUUCUGUGUAGUAUAGAUACUGUGCAUUUGGAUAAGUGCAGACCACCAUUAUGGUGUUUUGUUUAUAUUAUGCACUUAGAUGUUAAACAUGUUUUUUGGAUAAGCCCAGUUGCAAAAAUGACCAUUGAUGCAUCAAUUUUCAUUUAAAUGUGUAUCUGUCGGUGUGUUUACCAAUGAUCACUUCUGACUGGUAUGACAUUUUACUGACUUCUCUACUAACGAGACACUUUCAACUGCUGGCGAGUGAUAUAACUCGGCUGUAUAUAUAAAUGAAGUAUUCAAGUGUUGACAGUUUUAGAAACACCCAUAGUUUCUGUUAGGGGGAGGGGGGGGGGGGGUAGCAUUAUGUGCUUAUUAUAAUUGUGUCAUGAAAUACCCAAAAGCUGAAUUGGGUAUGAUUGAAGUUUUUGAGUAAUGUAGUAUUGAUGUAUAUCAAUGUGAUGUUUAUCUCUGUAUAUGUGCACAUAAUAACCACCAUGUUUUUGUUUGUUUAAUAGUAUAGUGUUGCUUAUUGGGACAACGAGGACCAAUAUGAUUCUCUGUAGUUUUAGUUCUUGGAGAAACAAAAAGUGAUAAAAGAUAUCAUGUAUUGAGUAAAUCUAUAGUUUAUGUUGAGACAAACCAUGACAGUAAGGGGUACUGUUUUCAUAUUCUCUGUAAAUAAUUGUUGGGGGCACACCCCAUGAGCUGAUAACUUAAAACACUUUGUUUCUCUAUAAUAUACACAGAACGCUUCUUUAUGACAAAUUGAAUAUAUCUAUACAACAAAUUGGAGUACCAUAAAUGAUUUAGGACACGCACAAAUUUUGAGGACUGAAGUGUCAAUUUCAAAUAUUUGUUUCCCUCUUUUUUGUAUGCAUGUACUUGCCAUGUGAAUUUGGACACACAAAGUCGCCAGUUACCAGCAAGUUUUUUCUUUCUCACUAUUUUUUAAUAAGUGUUCGUGACACUAGAUGAUAACUGAGCAUGAUGAGUCAUCAGUUAAUUCAGAAAUUAGUUCCCAAAACAAUCGUUACUGCAUUAGUUUGUUUGGGCACAGACAAGGUAACACAAAUAUGUAUUGGGAAUAACUAAGUGUUGGGAUAAUAAACAUAAUAAUAUCUUAUAAAUGCCUGAGUAUUGACUCAUUGUACAUAGUAUUAGUGUGUUGGGGAAACAACUGUUGUUAACUGCAUUACAGUUACACACUUUAUAUCUUAUUGUCUUGGUGAGGGGGCAAAGCCAAGUAAUGAUGACUGAAAUUGCAUUGUUUCACCAGGUGUAUCAAUUGUGUUACACAUACACCAAGCUUUCAUACCUUUUAUUUGAUACAAAUGUAAUUUUUGUUUAAUUAUAUAUAAUUAUUUGCUAUAAGUGUGCUUGUACACACCCACGCAAAGAUGACUUACAUGAGUGUGUUUCCUGUUUGUAAAUUUUUGACCUCUGUAUCAUAACUUGGAAAGAUGAUACCCUAACCGAUAGUGAUGUUAUUGUUUUUCUUAAAGUAUGCUUGGAAACCCAAGAUAUGAUGUUUUUCUUCACUUGAUAGUGGCUUGUUGGGACAUACUAACACCUGAUACUAGAUAAAGUUUUUCUGUGUACCAUUUAAA
This is a messenger RNA of Asterias rubens (European starfish), 13927 nucleotides long. RefSeq lists its product as uncharacterized. The record is from RefSeq and is a predicted model, not a curated record. The coding region runs from base 179 to 11893 and encodes 3904 amino acids. Gene Ontology annotation, molecular function: ubiquitin-protein transferase activity; ATP hydrolysis activity. Lineage: Eukaryota; Metazoa; Echinodermata; Asteroidea; Forcipulatida; Asteriidae. The transcript has 5 exons.